AUGGCGUCCAGAUCGCAGUCAGCCGCGCCCGAGCCGUCUCCAAAGCCGGCCAAGCCAGCGCCAAGGUCGGUCGCUGCUCCAAAGACCAAGACCUCGCUAUCUGCCACCCAGGCGGCGAAUCCAUCAAGAGCGAGCUCGUCAGACUCACCGCUCCGCAGAGCGCAGGCCUCGGGCGCUUCCACCGCUAGCGCGGCAGCGCGCAAAGUGCCGAACAUGGCAUCAACAUCUCGAACGGAUCCGGCGCCGAGCACACAGCUUCCACAGACGGCGACCGCCAAUGGCACCAAUGCGCAAGCAUCGACAAGCGCAUCGCAGUCGUAUCAAGAUGAAAGCACCAGCACGGACGAUCAACCAAGCCUCGUCAGUCGCAUCGGUUUCGAGCCACGCUCCAUCUCCGGCCUACCAGAUCCUUCCAUGCGGACGAACGAAGCCAUCGUUUGGCUUGACAUCGACAACACUCUGUACAAGCGCAGCACCAGGAUCGCAGAGCUCAUGGCCGAGCGCAUCCGAGCCUACUUCCACGGCAUGGGACUCAGCGAAGACGAAGCAAAGUCGCUCCACUCCACCUACUACAAGACCUACGGCCUUGCCAUCCGUGGUCUCGUCAAGCAUCACCAAAUAGACCCUCUCGACUACGACCGCAAGUGUGAUGCCAGCCUGCCCCUCGAGGACAUCUUGCGCCCCGACGCUCAGAUCAAGCAGCUACUCUCCGACUUGGAUCGCACCCGCGUGCGUGUCUUUGCUCUCACCAACGCCUACAAGUAUCAUGCAGACAGGGUGCUCCGCCUGCUCGACCUCGAGGACCAGGUCGAGGGCAUCGUCUACUGCGACUACGCCACACCCGACUUUGCUUGCAAGCCCGAGCUCGACUACUACCGUGCAGCUCUGCUCGUCGUCGGCGCCUCGCCAAAAACCCGCAACUACUUUGUCGACGACAGCUCACUCAACGUCGUGGCCGCCAAGGAACUCGGCUGGCAUUCUUGCAUCUACUUUCGCGAAGAAGACGAUCCUCUGCCACCGCCUGCCGCCGUCAAUGGUGCUGACAAGGAGGCUGCGGCUUCUUUUGAUGCUACCGCCCUCGUGCCUCGGAAUCAUACGACAGCUUCCGGAGCAAAAGCCACGAGCGCCUUCGACGAGGAGGCGAUUCGUCGCGAGUUCCAAAAGCUCCCCUCCCACCUGCGCAUCCAGCUGCUCGGCAUCAUCCUCAACGCAUGCUUACCCGGCGACAUUGCUACCAUGUCCAAGACGCUCGAAAAGCAUCUGCGUAUGACUCGCGAUGUCGUCAGCGGGCUUCCCGACUCUGUCGCCCUCAAGAUCUUUGAAAAGCUUCCGAUCCAGGACCUGCUCCGAUGUCGUCAUGUCUCCAAGAAGUGGCACUCGCUCGCCGCCACGCCCGAACUCUGGAGGUCGCACGCACUAGCACUCACCGAGGCAGACCCAGUGAAAGUCUCGCCCCCCUCGGAACCGCAAGGCUGGGAGCCGUUGGUCAAGAAUCUCUUCUUCCGCGAGCGCAACUGGGCGAAAGGCCUGGCUCAAAGCAUUCAGACGCUAGAGGGACAUACCGGCUUCGUCACUGCGAUGAAGCUCAAGGGACGCAAGACGCUUGUCUCGGGAAGCUACGACGAGACCAUCCGGGUCUGGGACAUUUCAACCGGCCUCUGUCGAAAGGUGCUUCGCGCCAAGGCCAUCGCAUGCCUCGACUUUCUGCUCGACGAAGGCGUGCUGUGCGCCGGAUUGUACGACACCGGCCGCGUGCUCGUCUGGGACAUGAAGAGCUGGGAGGUCAUCCAGACGCUCUCCGGGCACAACCGCGGCAUCCGCAAUGUGGCGAUCAACGAACAGUACUUGGUCAGCGUUGGUCAGGACAAGGCCAUCGUCGUGUGGGACUGGAGGACCGGCGCCAAGCUCGUCCGCUUUGGUCAGCAGAGCAACGUCUCGCUCGGCGUGUCGCUGGUGGACCAGGACAAGCUCGUGGCGGUCACGGUGGACGGAAUGAUUCGCUGCUUCAGCAUUCCACGCCGCGAGAUGAUCGGCCAGUUCCAGCUGACCAAGCUCGGCGGAGCUGAUCUUGGACUCGGUGCGCGUCUCGGCGACCUUGCAAGUGGAUCUUCGAUGCUCGAAUGGUUCGCUGCGCAUGGAAACACGCUCACUGUGGCGUCCAAGAAUGUCGUCGUCCAUCUCGAGUGGCGCGAGCACGUGGUGCCGGCAAGAAGCACGCAGGCUCCCCUCACAGCCGAAAGCCUGCGUCAGAGCGCAUCGUCGCGGCUCAGCAACGCUGGCAGCAUGGUGGGACCCGGAUUAAGCCCUCUUCGAACGCGUCGCGACUCGAGCAUGAGUAACGCCAGCAGCGCCGCAGUCUCGCCUCUCGCCAGCACGGCCGCCAGAUCGCGUCGGGACUCGAACACCAGCGUCACGUCGUCGGCCAGUGGCAUGGACGCCGCCAGGUCGCCGCGUCGCUCGAUCAAUGGAUCGGCAGCGAACCGGCCAUCUGUGCGCACGCCGCGAUCGUCGCUGGCUCCGAGCUCGACCAACGACUCGCCUGCCUCGCAAGGGCUUUCGACGCCCUCGCGACCCAGGCCGAGCCCUACGACGCGCAGGGUGGGCGGCCCAGCACCGUGGCCGCUCGCGACUGCAGCGACGGAAUCCGCAGGACGAAACUCGGGCACAUCGACUCCGGGCAGGAUGGGCAAGUCCGCCUCGGAAGUGUCGCUGAACUUUCCUACUACGCCCACGAGAGACGCUCCUGAUGCAGGCGCCGAAGGCACCGACAUCGCGAAUGGCGCUGCGAGCGGAAACGCCUCGCCGGCCGAGGGAAGCGGUGGCAGUGCUACUCGCAUCGCGCCCAACCUGUCGCUUCCACCCAAAGUGGUUUCUGUGCUCGAGACGCCGGACGUGGCGGUGGGAUGCGUUGAUCCUACUAAGCGACGCAUCGUGGCAUCCACACGAUUCAGCAGCCGUGCUGGAGCAGAGCGACGGAUCUAUGCUAGCAGUUUGCCGUUCGACCAUGGCAAGACGGCGACGCAGCUUGAAGCGACUGCUGGCGCGGUUGAGAGUGUAGAUCAGGGCGCAGAGGCGCCUAAGACAGCUUCCACGCCGGAAGGGCCGCAGUCGACUUCGCACGCAGAUACCUCUCCGACGGACGCGGCGGAACUGGUGGCGCCGAUCCGCGGUGCCUGGGAAGCGCAGGCGGGGGCAUUGGCGACGCCGGCGCGCAAUCCGAUGGCGAUGGAGCUGGACCACGAGAGCGUCGUGGUCGGGUGUGCCGACGGCCUCAUCUACCGCAUCCACUUUGUCGGCUCCGAGUACGGUCCCGAGACACUUCUCGAUGCGGCCGCUUCGAGCGAUGGCGCCAAUGGGCCCGGAGCAGGCGGCGCUCCCGGCGUGGGCGACGCCACCAUCACGGAUCUCUUGCAGCUCCGCGACGUGUGGAAGGAGAUCAUGGUCCCUGCCAGCGAGCCUGACCAUCCGGGCCGACUGCGAGUCGAUCGGCUCAAAGCUAUGGGACUCAAGUGA
Messenger RNA from Moesziomyces antarcticus, 3513 nucleotides. RefSeq names its product pyrimidine 5-nucleotidase. The transcript has a single exon. Gene Ontology annotation, biological process: nucleotide catabolic process; pyrimidine nucleobase metabolic process. Gene Ontology annotation, molecular function: protein binding; nucleotidase activity. Lineage: Eukaryota; Fungi; Basidiomycota; Ustilaginomycetes; Ustilaginales; Ustilaginaceae. The coding region runs from base 1 to 3513 and encodes 1170 amino acids. The record is from RefSeq and is a predicted model, not a curated record.